CUUGUGGUGCUUUAGUUAUUUAAUUAAAACAAAAACCACCAAUGGCAUUCCAGAGCCGAAACUACCUUACUGGUACAAGCUCCAUUUUCCAGCCUACUCCACCCAGUCUAAGUGGUUCAACCUACAGGAAAACAGCUAUCCGAAAGUAUCAGGCGCCAAGUGUCUAUGGGGGAGCUGGUGGCUAUGGCACCCGCAUUUCCACCAGCACUAACUAUGGAGGAGGCUUUGGUGGUGGCUUUGGCAGUGGAUUUCAGCUCAACACCAGCGGUAGUGACAUCCUGCUUGCUGGAAAUGAGAAACUGACCAUGCAAAAUCUGAAUGACCGUUUGGCUUCCUAUCUGGAGAAAGUGCAUUUUCUAGAUAAAGCCAACUCCCAGCUCGAAAAGCAGAUCAGGGAGUGGUAUGCAAAUAGCUCUUCAACUACACAGCAUGACCACAGUCCAUAUUUUAAAACCAUUGAAGACCUCCAAAACAAGAUUGGUGCUGGACAUCUGGAAAAUGCCCGGCUCGUCCUGCAGAUCGACAAUGCCAAGCUGGCUUCUGAUGACUUUAGAAUGAAGUAUGAGAAUGAGCUAGCAAUCAGACAAAGUGUGGAAAAUGAUCUUGCUGGACUCCUCAGAGUCCUUGAUGACUUGACCUUGUCAAAGGCAGACUUAGAGCUACAGAUUGAAGGUCUGAAUGAAGAGCUGACUUUCCUCAAGAAAAACCAUGGAGAGGAAGUUGGUGAACUGCGUAAACAGCUAGGUGGCACGGUUAAUGUAGAGGUGGAUGCUGCUCCGAGCAUUGAUCUCGCCAAGAUUAUGGAAAACAUGCGACAGCAAUAUGACAUCAUGGCAGAAAAGAAUCGUCAAGAGGCCAAAGACCGCUUUGAUAAACAGACAGAAGAAGUGAACCGGGAAGUCGCUAUUAACGUUGAACAACUGCAAACCAAAAAAACGGAGAUCACAGAUCUGAGACGCACCUUCCAGGGCCUGGAGAUAGAACUGCAGUCCCAGCUUAGUACGAAAAAGGCUUUAGAAGACACACUGGCUGAGAUGGAAGCACUUUAUGCUUCACAACUUGCCCAAAUACAGGCUGCAAUUGGCAAUGUAGAGGCACAGCUAAUGCAGCUUCGAGCUGACAUGGAGAGCCAGAGUACUGAGUACAGUACUCUCCUGGACAUAAAGAUACGGUUGGAGAUGGAGAUUGCCACAUACCGACGCCUACUGGAGGGAGAGGAUAGUAGACAUUUCGAGUCAGAGACAUCUACUAUAGAAGAGACUGAGAAAGAAAUAAAUAAAAUUAGGAAGAUCAAGACAGUUGUUGAGGAGGUGAUUGAUGGCAAAGUUGUCUCCUCCGAGACCAAAGAGAUUGAAGAGAAGAUAUAAGCAGCAUCAGCAGGGAGAAGCCUCUGAACUUCUUAGAGUUGACGGCAAAAAUUAUUUGAUUAAACUUCAGUGGGAGUUAGAUUGGACUGUUUGUGGCUAUGUCUACACUGCAGAGUUUUGUCGCCAAAAGUUACUCUGCUUUAAUUAAACCGCUUUUGUAUGUCCACAGUAUGCUCCUUGUAUCAGCAGAGUGCAUCCACAUUAGCAGCUCUUGCAUCGACACAGAGAGCAGUGCACUGUGGGUAGCUAUCCACUGUGCAACUGACCAUAGGGUGCUUUGGGAAGGGCUGACAAUGCCUCAUGGGGCAGAUACAGCAUCACGUGUUGCAGUUUUCUCAAUCCCAUCGUGCCAAGGGCCCAUGGACAUCCUACUAGAUUGCCAGCUGCUUUUCAACAGAAGUGUGUGAUGGGAGCGGGGAGCGUGUGUGUCAGAGAGCAUGUGUGUGUGUGGGGAGACAGAGACAGAGUGUGUGUUGCGGGAGUGUGUGCAUUGGGGGAGAGUGAACAAAACUCCCCAACAAAUCUCUAAAUUCAGACAGUCACUGGAAGCAACCAGUCCUGAGGCAGGGGGAGGGGGACACCCCUGACAUCAGCUCCCGCCCUGGCUCUGCACAGCACAGCAGUCUCUCUCUCACACAAAAACAAU
Mauremys reevesii (Reeves's turtle) is the source of this 2013-nucleotide messenger RNA. RefSeq names its product keratin, type I cytoskeletal 19-like. NCBI's taxonomy places the organism in Eukaryota, Metazoa, Chordata, Testudines, Geoemydidae. The record is from RefSeq and is a predicted model, not a curated record. Bases 42 to 1367 code for a protein of 441 amino acids. The transcript is spliced from 8 exons. Gene Ontology annotation, molecular function: structural molecule activity.